Messenger RNA from Engraulis encrasicolus (European anchovy), 3424 nucleotides. RefSeq names its product chromosome 20 C6orf136 homolog (gene c20h6orf136). NCBI's taxonomy places the organism in Eukaryota, Metazoa, Chordata, Actinopteri, Clupeiformes, Engraulidae. The record is from RefSeq and is a predicted model, not a curated record. The coding region runs from base 301 to 1692 and encodes 463 amino acids. The transcript has 7 exons.
GAGAACUGGAAGCGUGUUGAGUUGACGCUUGCGUUGUGGCUAGUGUGUGUUCUGGACUGAAGACUGACUGGCAAGGACACUGGAGAUGUAAUGACAUUUGUGUAAUGCUAAGCGCCGUUCUUGGAAGUUGUUGGAGAGACAUUCUGAUAUUUGGUGCAUCAGUGGGCUUCAAGUGACAGCUUUACACGCUCUCAAACAAAACUACGACUGCUUCUCUGGCCUGGUUAAGAAAAAGUUGGUGUAAUGGUGAACGCUUGCUAAAUCUGUCCCUGGGGUCACCCCUGCCCCUUGCUGAGGUGAAUGGCUGCGUGCAGAGGGGGUGCCGCUCUCUGGGUGGGGUGUCUCUGGAACCAGGGCAGCAGUCAUCUGAGGAGGCAGCCAUGCUGGACUGUGUAUCAGAUGCUUGAGCAGCCCUUGAAUGGGUCGGCAAGGACGCUGUGCAGUGCGUCGUGGGCCCUGGUACCGCCCAACAGCCUGCGCUACCAGAACCUGAAACCUCCCUCGUUGUCGCACCCCUUCCACCAUGCGAGUCACCAUCACCAGAGCACCACCACUACCAGCAGCAGUGCAGUUACUGCUGCCGCCACUGCUGCAGUCUCGGAUGAAGACCUGGAGGCCACCGUCAGCCUGUGUGUGCUGCUCCAGCCCAGGGAGCACGAGGAGCAGCACACCCUGGUGGAGGUGUCCCAAUUUGGGCAAGCCAAACUAAGCGAGCUCCUGGCUCUGGGACACAACACCAGGCCUCUGGAGUUUCUCUUGCCUUUAACGACGGUGGACGGACGCAGGGAGGACGACAUAAACAUUACCGCUAAGGACAGGAAGGAGGGGUGUUUGGAGGGGCAAGAGAGUCCGGGGACGGAGGCUAGCGGGUCCUUCAGGAGCUUGUUUGAAACGGAGGGUUGCCCUGCGCCGUUUGUGCUUGGUUCGCGCUUCUACUGUUUUCACUGCCCUGGACUGGAGCCCUUGCUCCCCAGCAACAGUAACGGCAUCAGCAGCAGUAUUGGGGAUAAUAUGCUCAGCCUGAGGCCUGGGGGACAUGAGGUGAUGUUGCACACCGUGGGGCUUCCUCCCCUGCCCUCUGUCUUCCACCUCCAGGCGGAAGCGGACCGAGCGGAGGGGGGCAAGAGCGACCGCGAGCGGGAGAGCGAGGAAAAGCUGGCAGUGAUGUAUGAAAGGUUACGAGUGGAGAUUCCUCAGUUUUUCAUGAAGAGCCAUGACUAUGGCCUUUACUCCAAUGACAUUGAGUUCAUCAACGGACUUCUAAACACCAAGACGAAGGGCCGCUUGUUGUACCAGCUGACGCUGUCUCUGUGGCGGCUGCUGUGUCUGUGCUACUAUGCGGAGGUGCGCAUGGAGGUGCUGAAGAUGACCAAGCACCCGGAGGACGGCACUGUCCGGGCCCGCUGGAGGAUCAAGGGCCUACCCUUCCACUUACUCCUGCUGCGCUUCUACAAGAAGGACAAGAACCAGCUCUAUAGGAAUUUUGAUGCGUUUUCCACAUUUUACCUGGGCUCAGAUGGCCUCAUCCAUGGCCAUAGAGUGGAAAAGGUGAUGCAGGCCCAGCCUCCCGUGCUGCCCCGGGUCACUUCUCUGCUGGCUGGGGCCCUGGUGGCUCUGGGGAUCCAGGAAAAUCGGCCGGCUCUCAACCUGCUGCCCUUCCUGCUCUCCUCCCUCAAGCAGGGCAGAGAAUGAUGGAGAGAGAGGGGGGUGGGUGGAUGGGGGCUGAUGUGUGAAAGAGUGAUUGGGAGUGAGAGUGAGCGAGAGAGUGAUAGUGAGACUGGGAGAAUCUGGACUUUGGAGGUCAAACAGGACCUGGACUGUGGAGAAAAGGAGUGUCUAUGUGCCAGAAUUGGGCGGGGAUUAUGAGAGAAAAGGAGAGGGGAGAAGAAGUAAGAGAGCUGUUAAAAAAGAGGUAAGCGGUUGGGUUGUUCACGAGGCAAACGAGGGGGUGAUUAAAUGCCUACAACCCUCGGUAGGAAGAACGCAUCAUUUUAAAAACAACAAUAAGUAAAUAUCACACUUGAAAUGACUAUACCUGUGGGUUUUUUAUUUUAAUUGAAAUCAUCCUGUUCUCCCUACCCCUCCCCUCUGCGCUUCAAUUGUACAGACAAAGCUUUAAUCCUUUGGUGUAUGUGUCCCUCCCGUUAGACGCAAAGCGUUUGUAGUAUUCGUGAAGAGGUGUCUCAAACACGACCAGAGUUAUUAUUAUUAUUAUUAUGCAAACCAAUGCCCUCCAUCGUGUCCACCCGUUCGGAGGAGGAUCACCGAACUUUCUCUAGGAGCUUUCAGGGUGGCUUCUAUCUUAACGCACAAUCCAUGCACGCACCUUAGGCAAGCUGCAGUGGCUUAAAUGAUGUACAGAUUAUAUUGAUAGUGAUAUUAGGAAAGUACUACAAACACAGACAUUAUUUACACAUAUCCCUGUAGACUUGUAUAUUUCACAACAUUUGAGAAACCCAUUUUGACUGAGACAGACUGAGAUGCAUUGUUUUGCUGAUACUGGCACACAGCAUCAUACCAGUGAUAUUUUGUGAUGUUCUCUCUCACAGGGUACACUUUUACAGUUAUUGAUAAACUGGUUGAUUUUGGACAGCCACACACCCAUUCAAGAGCAGCAUGUAUACUGUCAGACAUUUCAGAGUAGGUAAGAUGUGAAGGAUAACUUAAAAUAACGAAGGGCGAAAAUACAAGGCAUUGGGUAAUGUUACUUUUUCUUCUCCCUUUGGCUGUUGGAAAUGGUCCCCUAUUCACCUCAACUUUCAUUGUGUCACUUAUUCUAACUCGGUUAUGGCUGAGAGGAAAUGUGUAGUAGCAAUUAAUCUCAGUCAGUACAUUCAAUUUUUUUGUCUUUGUCUCAUUUAAGAAGUUGAAUCGUGGACCCAUGGAAUCAAAAUACUGUACAGGACCUAAUCAGUUACAUUUGGAAUAUAGCUGAACUGUACAGUUUGCAAUUUUAACCCUCAAAUCCCCAUUGCUCUCAUUAAUCCGAAAUCCUAAUCUCUAUGUGAAGCUGCCAGAAACCUCUAUUUAAAAUUUGUGUCAAAACCAUUGGCUUACUAUAGCGAAACACGUCCUGUUGUCAGAGAGCUCAAAGCCAAUACGUUAAAAGUUUAAAAUCUCAUUUUUAGAAAAUGUAAUAAUAAUACCAAAAAAAUGAUGGUAUACUUCCUCUGUUGUUACUGUCUGUGACCCAUCUGACGAUGCCACACAACUGCAAGUAAUGCUCGUGCUUUGUAAAAGUCUAGAGUUUUAAAAAAUAAGCAUGAUCGAUGUCACUCUACAGUUAUUACUCCAGGAAACCUACAGUAGAAAAACUCAUGACUAAACUCCUCAUGCUGGUACUGUGAUGGCAAUUAUGAUUUUUUUUUUUCUGUGUGUCUGUAAUAAUUCAACUUUGCAGUGGAAUAAAACAGUAUGUGAAUGA